This is a messenger RNA of Quercus lobata, 2269 nucleotides long. RefSeq names its product Haloacid dehalogenase-like hydrolase (HAD) superfamily protein (gene TIM50). The record is from RefSeq and is a predicted model, not a curated record. Bases 92 to 1219 code for a protein of 375 amino acids. NCBI's taxonomy places the organism in Eukaryota, Viridiplantae, Streptophyta, Magnoliopsida, Fagales, Fagaceae. The transcript has 10 exons.
CCAAACACCCCCCAUUCUCUCUCUCUGAGCCAAAAACCCUAGCUGAACCCUCGAAAUCCCCCAAAUUCGAAACCCUAGGAAAUUUCAACCAAUGUCGUCGGCAUUGAUUCUCAGAUCCCGCCUGGCCUCCUCGUUGUCGAAACGGUACAUUCGCUUUCUCAGCUCCGACGUCGUUUCGGGGGCUCCCAAAGAGCCGUUGGCGCCUUCUUCUGCUUCCGUUGCCGCUGCUACUUCUACGGCUUCUUCUAGUGCUGGGAAUGGUGGUGAAGGUGCGGGUGCUGGUGUUGUUGCUGAUCAAGCUCCUGUAGAGUCUUCGAGCAACAGUAAAGGUUGGAGGUUUCUCAAGUACGGUCUCAUCGGAGCUCUCACCGGCGGCACCGCCACCGCCGGCUACGCCUCCUACGCAUACACUACGGAUGAAAUAGAUGAGAAGACAAAGGCAUUACGGGCAUCAGCAAAUUUGUCCGUCGCAGAGGAUGCGCCUACUGUUGAAAAAUUUCAAAAUUUGCUGUACUCUGCUGCAAUGACAGUGCCUGCUAAAGCAACUGAACUUUACCUGGACCUGAGGAGGCUAGUUGAAGAGCAAGUUCAGGGUUUUUCGGAACCGUAUGCAGAAAAGCUUCUUCCUGAUUUGCAUCCCGCAGAGCAACAUGUUUUUACUCUUGUUCUAGAUCUACAAGAGACCCUAAUUCAUUAUGAUUGGACGCGAGAGAAAGGCUGGCAAACUUUCAAAAGACCCGGAGUUGAUGCUUUCUUGGAACAUCUGGCUCAGUUCUAUGAAAUUGUUGUGUAUUCUGAUGAGCAGAGUAUGUUUGUAGACCCUGUUGUUGAAAGGCUGGAUCCCAAGCAUUGCAUACGAUAUAGGCUAUCUAAGGCUGCUACUAAGUACCAGAAUGGGAAGCAUUACAGAGAUCUUUCAAAACUUAACAGAAAUCCUGCGAAGAUUCUGUAUUUGAGUGGCCAUGCACUGGAAGGUUGCCUUCAACAUGAGAACUGUGUUCCUAUUAAGCCAUGGAAGAAGAAUGAUGCAGAUGAUACAGCUCUUUUGGACUUUAUACCAUUUCUUGAAUUUGUUGCCCGUACCAGUCCAUCUGAUAUCAGACAAGUACUGGCAUCUUAUCAAGGGUGUGAAAUCCCAUCAGAAUUCAUUAGGCGUUCUAAAGACUAUCAGAGGCGAAUGCAAGAACAGAAACAGCAGGGUCGUUUCUGGAAACGUUGAGGCCAGGAUAAUGUAAAAACAGGUGAAGGAGAAACUGUAGGACUGGAUUCCUGUUUGGGGUAAGAAGAAAAGUAUAAGGCACUGUUAUUGAAGGUAUCAAGCAAAUUUUCUUGCAAACCAAAGCCAUUUCAGCCAAUGAUUUUGAACUGCAUCAUAUAAAUUCUGACUAGAGACUACGUAUUUUUGUUUCACCGUAGUUGACCUCACAUUUUUUGCAUCUAUAUUUCUGUUCCUUGUGGGGAAACAGAAUUUUGGCUUACAGCAAUUGAAGUUUCUACUUGUUCAUAAGGUUAACCUGCAGAAGAAGAGGGUUGUAAUUUAGUUGCUUGAAAAACGUGGUUUCUAUUUACGAUGCCUGCCAGCAACAAGAAUACCCCGAACAUUUUUUACAGAAAUCAACAUUGUUUGAUGAAUUUUACCUAUUUGGUAUGCAUAUUAUUUUUGUUUGACUGGAACCAAGGGAUGAUCAUGGUGAGCACCACUUCUAUAGGUCAUAUGAAAGAUGAGUGCCAACUAUAUAUUGAUUUAAUGUAAUUAUUUACUGGAUUGGAGCCAAGAUAUGAUCAUAAUGAGCACCAACUUUAUAGGUCAUAUGAAUAAUGAGCUCUAACUUUGUAGGUCAUGAUUGAAACUCUUUUUUGAUGCCCUAUUGGGUCUUCAAUCCCACUAAUUAUCAUAUGCAUGGCGGACUUCAUGUUGGGAGAGGCUUGUUGCAUUUAUCGGUAAUAGGAGAUACCAUCUACACAAUAUGAGAGGGAGGAUGCAUAUGCCGGAGUAAUAAAAUAUCUUCUCACUCACUCCAUGCUGUCUGGUUGGUUUAGAUUCUCUUUCUUUCUGGUUAUGCCACUCUUUCUCCACAUGUUAAAGGCUAAUAGUUACUGUCCGAGACGACUUGAGAUGUUACACUACAUGUCUCUUUGGACCAAGGAAACCCAGCUUUGGGGCAAAGUUAUUGGAUGUGGGUUCCAUAUUGGAAUACUUUGUACCUAUCAAAAAAAUGUAUGGGGCUUGGUUUGAUGAAUUUUCCAACAAAUUCCUAGUAGUUUUCUA